Messenger RNA from Fundulus heteroclitus (mummichog), 4406 nucleotides. RefSeq names its product glucosaminyl (N-acetyl) transferase family member 7 (gene gcnt7). The record is from RefSeq and is a predicted model, not a curated record. Bases 1726 to 2946 code for a protein of 406 amino acids. Gene Ontology annotation, cellular component: membrane. The transcript is spliced from 6 exons. NCBI's taxonomy places the organism in Eukaryota, Metazoa, Chordata, Actinopteri, Cyprinodontiformes, Fundulidae. Gene Ontology annotation, molecular function: acetylglucosaminyltransferase activity.
GUCUCAAUGGGAUUACCUGUCUAAAUAAAGGCAAAUAAAUAAAAUAUGAUCUCAUUCCAGAGCAAUUAUGUCAAAUUUAACAGAAACUGAAACCUGAAAAUAAGUUUAAAUAUUGAAUAAACUAUAUGUCGCUUACACAUAAAACUACAAAUGACUUUUGUGUGUCUUAAUAGUUGUUUGCAGUCCAAACAAAGUUCACAAACGCACAUUUGAUUUGUGUACUGUUUAUCUGCCAGGGCUAAAUGAGUCUGAUAAGCAAACAGAUCUGGUCCUGCUUUGUCUUGCAAAGCAAUAUUUUCUUUAGCUGGAUUAAUGAAAAUAUGUAAUAUAAUUCGUGAGGGAUGUGCGGCACAGAUUGCAUAAACAGAAGAGGCAAAUAGUAAAAUAUGCCAGGCUAUUCUCAUGUUUCUACGACACAGUUGGUUUGCGCAAGGAGACACUACAGCGGAAGUAGGAAAAUGCAAUUAGCUGUACGCGCUGCAUAAUAUAGUGAUGGGACAACAGGGACCUCCCAGUCAGAAGGCUGCCGAGCGUUGCUGCAACAACAACAGCCAGCAAAGGUCAUUUCUGCCUUAACGAGGACAGAAGACCCUUUUAGAACCAUGUGUUCACUCCAACUCAUUAAUCUUUCCCUUGUUUUCAUUAGAUUAACAAUAACAUGCGACACUUAAAAAGUAUUUCCCUGUGUUUUAAGAAAUCCAAACGCUUCUGCACAUUUUUUGUUCCACAAGAAUAGCACAAGAGGAAUGGCUCCCUCGUAACAAAAAGGAAAUCACGCCCUUCCACAAACACAAAUAUUAAAAAAGGGGAACAACCAGCAAGGGAUCUAUUGUACGUCAGUGCCCCGCUGUGGGUGUGGACUCUGACCAUGUGCUCUUUUCAACACAAGAGGGAUAAUCUCAGAAGCUGACCUUGCAGCAAACAACCUCUGUGUGUGUGUGUUGCUCCUGCUGCCUUUGCCACAAAACGGCACGGACCGCUGGCAAGCUAGGCUCUUCAUCGUCGGAUCAACAAAGAGGGCAAGUGGGAACUUGUUAGAGCUGAACGUCAGCGAGGAGGACGGCAGGAGGGAAAUUAUUUACUGAAAAAGGGACUGCGUGGAUUACUCAUUACACACCACCUCCGACCUGAAAGAGCCGGAAUUUAUGAAACAUGGAGGGACAACGAAGAAGGGGACCUGCGAUCAAGGGGUUUGAGGUAAAAGCGGGGAGAGCGAAAGGAGGGAAAGUGAAAGACGGCAAGAACAAGUGAGUAGGAAACUGUAUGUGGGAGGAGAUUCGAGAGGAAGAAAAAAAAAAAAAAAACCCUUAGAGGAAGACAGUGUGUGAUGUGUGAGCCCUGUUCCUGUGCGUCACAUGUGUAAUUUUGUGUUACUGCUGGUAACCGGGAAAGGAUGGACCUCGUCUCGCGGGGAUAUGAGGAGGAGCCACUUAAUCAGCAAUGACAGCUAGAGAAUAACACACGCAGCUGACUCUAACAGGGACCGGAGCUCAGAGGACUCAGCUCCCCCGGCAGAACCCAACAAAGCGAUCCUUACAACCAAAUAUAGCUCUGGAGCGCCGUACACAUUUCUGCUGCUGUUCUCGUUGAUGGAGCUAGCGGAAAGGACUUCAGCGCGGAUUGUAGUCAGGCAGCUCUCGGUGGCACUGACGCCUAAGAGCGUCAAAGAUUUGCAGGGGCUUAAACUGUGGCGGUGCUGAAACACAACAGCGGAACAAAGCUAUUAUGCGCCUGCUUGAAUGCAGAAAAUGUAGUUUCCUGUUGUGCCUGGGCGUUGUGGUAUGUUCAAUAAUUUAUUGGCUGAUUAGCACCAAACCCGUGGGGAAACCUCUCCAGAAAGGAGAACCUUUCUGUCAGAACAAACAGGACACCAGGCUGACACUACCCAAAAAUGUGGGAAGUUGCAUUCACAGUAGCAGCCUGUCAUGUUCAAACUUGACAACAGAACUACAAUUUAUCAACAUAACUCUGAGUCAUGAAGAAGGGAACUAUCCAUUGGCUUUCAUUGUCACUAUUCACAAAGAGCUAGAGGUUUUUGUUCGCAUGCUUCGAGCCAUUUACAUGCCCCAAAAUGUUUACUGCAUACAUGUGGACGCCAAGGCCCCAAAGGAGUACCAGGAGGCCGUGCAAAAGCUCGUCAGCUGCUUUGACAACGUGUUCCUCACUAGCCGCAGCGAAAAAGUGACAUAUGCUGGGUUUUCGCGCCUGCAAGCCGACUUGAACUGCAUGAAGGAUCUCUUGGCGUCGCCGAUAGCCUGGAGGAAAGUCAUAAAUCUGUGUGGACAGGAUUUCCCGGUCAUGACCAACCUGGAGCUGGUGCGGUAUAUGCAAAGCAAGGAAUGGAGGGACAAAAACAUGACACCCGGCGUCAAACAGCCGGCCACCAUGAGACACAGAACACUGUUCCAGCAUCAGGAGAUUGUGGGGUCACACGUUGCCCCAAGGGUGCCGAGACAUGUAAAAACCCCUCCUCCUCACAAUCUGCAAGUUUAUUUUGGAACGGCAUACUAUGCUCUCACAAGGGAUUUUGUGGACUUUGUCCUGAAGAGCCAAAUAGCCAAAGACUUUCUGGAGUGGUCCAGAGACACGUUCAGUCCGGAUGAGCAUUACUGGGUGACACUCAACCACAUAAAAGAAGCUCCAGGCAGUCACAUUAACGGAGGUUGGGAAGGAGCCAUCCGGGCUAUCAAGUGGAGGGACCAAGAAGGAACGGCACAUGAUGGAUGCAAAGGGCAUUAUCUACGCGACAUCUGUGUCUAUGGGAUGGACGACAUCCCCUGGAUCAUUGAGAAGAACAGCAUGUUCGCCAACAAGUUUGAGAGUAAUACAUUUCCAGAGGCGCUGGACUGUCUGGAGCAGUGGCACCGGACCAAAGUCCUGAACCAGGCAACUGUUUCUAUAGAUCAAUCGUGGCUGCCACGCUCGAAGAAUAACUCAAUUUGUUAACUUCUAGAGCGGCAGUCUUGAAAUCGCUGCUUAUAUCAUUAUGCUGAUAAAUCUGAGCGACGAGGAUGUUGUUGAAAUGAGUUGAACCGAGUUGUGACGGCAGCAUAAUUGCACUAUUUAAUAAAGCUGCAGUAGGGAGAAAACCGUGGACUUAUCCUGAAAAUUUGAACAAGUGCACCUUACAGGUCCUUGCCUUGCUCUCUGCUGCGCCGCAGCCCUCCCUCCACAACGGAGCCUGCCACACUGCUCUGAUGUUUACCCUCGUUUUAUUUCAGGCUCGGUCUAAUCCUUUGUUUUUAGCUUGCUCUUAGCAUCUGUCUUCUUCUCUUUAGCUGUCUUUGUUUUCUGAGUAGGUGGAAUUGACCAUUUUCCUCUACCGUUGGGUUGUUUCUGCAUUGGAAGGGUGUGAGCGGCGCAUGCACGAGCGUGACUGAUCCUGCUAAGACAUUCCUCCAGGCUCUGAUUGGCUGUUUCUGACUGGCAGCGGUGAAUUUCACAGGCAGGAGCCUGAUUUUUUUAUUUUUAUUUUUUCCACAGAUCAUCUGCCUCAUAUUCUACUGCCACAAUGACAGUUUCAACAAAUGUGUAAAAAAUACAUAUUUAAGAAAGUUACCUACUGAAGCUUGUAUAAAACUAUUGUUUUGUUGUGAUCGUUUACUACCAAUGCUGUUUAGAUAUUUUUGUUGCACAAAGUGUUGAAAAAAAUUAAUAGUCGAUUAUUUAUUUAAAACAAAAUGUGUAGUUUAAUUUCAUGCAUGGCAUAAAAAGGGACAUUUUGAUACAUUUAUUUAUUGUUUUCAAAUUCACUAUUCUAUAAGAUGCAAAAGAAUAAAGAAAUUUUGCAAAAACUUUCCACUUCUAAAAUAGUAUCCUGGGUUAUUUGAUUUUAAACAUUAAAAGAACGAUAAGUGAUAAUGACACCUAGUGGUUAAAACUGAAACAACACAUACACAUAGCCUUACACAGAGAUCAACCAUUUACUUAAAGGUCCGUUGUUGUGAAACUCCACUGAAUUUUUACGUCCACAGGAUAGGUACUCUUACUGGAUUCCAUGUUAGCAGGCUGCUGCUCUUUUGCCAAGAUAAAAUACCAAAUGCGCUCGGUUUUGGGAACUCUUAUAUGAUUGUCUCAGGAACCAGGAAGUAAACACAGGCUACACACUGAACCGAAGAAGUUCCGGACCGUGCCUGUAGGUUUGAAAGGCGAAAAAUGUGACUCAGACAUUGUUGAUGGAGAAGACCGAUUGUUUAUAGGGAAUGUCACUUCCAUCCCAAGUGACAAAUAAGAAUGAUUUAGGUUGAUUUUACAGUAAUUAUCCUACUUAUAGGUCCUUUAAGGUUACAUUUGUUUUCUUGUGGUAUACAGUAUGAAGUGUGCCAUCAUUAACAAUUGCAAAACAAACAGCUAUGAAGGUCUUACCACUAAUACAUUAAACAAAAAGGUCAAACACACAGUCGUAG